AUGCCUCCAGCACACAAGAACCAGGCGUUGCGUCCUGAAAACAUUUUAAAGCGUGCCGAAGACCUUAUUGGCGUCGGAGAAAGAGAAGCUUCCCUCGAAACUUUGUAUGAGUUUAUCACCUCCAAGAGAAUUCGUUACUUGCAAGUUGAGGAUUUGGAGCCUAUCGCUCUGUUGCUUAUUGAGUUGGCUGUUGACUUAAGAAAGGGAAAGUUGGCCAAGGAUGCUUUGCACCAAUAUAAGAAAAACGUGCAGAUGUCUGAACACGGUUUGGAAUCUGUUGAAGUAAUCGUUAGACAGUUCAUUUCUUUGGCUGAGAAAAAGUUGGACGAAGCCCAAGCAAAGGCUGACAUUAAGAUCGAUCAAGACGAGGAAGAAGAUUUGGAAGACUCCCAAACGCCUGAAAGCAUCUUGUUGUCUGCUGUCUCCAACACAGACUCUGCGGACAGAACCGAGAGAGAAUUGGUCACCCCUUGGUUGAGAUUCUUGUGGGAGGCACUUAGAGCUGUUUUGGAUAUUUUGAGAAACAACUCCAAGUUGGAAGUCACAUACUCUGCUAUUGUGAACCAGGCUUUCCAAUUCUGUUUGAAGUUCAACAGAAAGGCUGAGUUUAGAAGGUUAUGUGAGCUCUUGAGAGCACACAUGCAAUCUGUCACUACUCAGGUCCCAGCCAAGGGUACAGGCACAAACAUUAAUGCUGUUGAUUUGUCUGAUCCUGAAACUGUCCAACGUUAUUUGGAACAACGUUUUGCUCAGUUGAACAUUUCUGUCAAAUUGGAAUUGUGGCAAGAGUCCUUCCGUUCCGUUGACGAUGUGCACACUUUAAUCACAGCUUCUAAGAAGGCCCCUAAGCCCGUUAUGAUGGCUAACUACUAUGAAAACUUGGCCAGAAUUUUUGCUGUUUCAGACAACAAUUUGUACCACGCAGCCGCUUGGAACAAAUUCUUCAAUUUGUUCUCUCAAUCCCCUAACGCCACCGACAAGGAGUUGAGCCACUACGCCUCUGUUCUUGUUUUGUCUACCUUGGCGAUCCCAACAAAGUCAUUGAAUGUCAAUGAAACUGUUGUUGACGAACAAAAGGCCAAGAACGCCAAAUUGACCUCUUUGUUAAACUUGAACCAAGUGCCAACGAGAGACAGCUUGAUUUCCUCUAUUGUCAACAGAUCUAUUUUGAAGUUUGUGGAUGAGCCAAUCAAGAAAUUGUUCGAGAUCAUGAGCGAUUCUGAGUUCCACCCAUUGACUGUCAAAGAAAGAGUUGCUGAGGUGUUUCAAAUUCUCAAAGAUGACAAAGCUUACAGCAAGUACAUUCCAACAUUGACCGAAGUUGUUUUAAUUAGAUCUUUCCAACAAGUUUCUCAGAUUUAUGAGGCUGUGAAAUUGGAUUUCUUAGUUUCUUUGGGUAUUAUUGAAGGUACUGAGUAUACCUUGACACCUUUGGAAGUUGAAGACUUGAUUGUCAAUUCUGUUAAGAAAGGUCACUUGUCUUUGACUAUUGAUCACGAAUCUCAAGUUGUUACCUUCAAGUCCAAUCCAUUCGAGGAUUCUUUCAAUGACUCUUUGUCAUCUAAGUUGCAAGCUUCCCCAGCUGAAUUGGUCAGAAACCAAUUGUCCAAAUUGGCUUACGUUUUAGCAAAUUCUGUUAAGGUUAUUGACCCACAAGCUGAGGCCCGCAAGAAGCACAGAACUGACAUCGCAUUGCAAAAUGCUAUCGCUGACUUUGUUAGAGAACAACGGGAAAUUGCAGAACGAGUUGAAAUUUUGGAAGAACGCAAAAAGAUUGCAGACAAAAUCAAGCGUGAGGAGGAAGAGGCUGCAGCUAAGGCGAGACAAGAGAAAUUACUUGCUGAGCAAAAGGCCGAGCAAGAAAGAUUAGCCAAGGAACAGGAGAGAAAGAACCAAGAGCGUUUAGAAAGAGAAAGAACACGAUCAUUGAGAAAGAUAAGAGAAAGAUAG
This is a messenger RNA of Clavispora lusitaniae ATCC 42720, 1950 nucleotides long. It is a transcript of the gene RPG1A, whose product is annotated as translation initiation factor eIF3 subunit a. Gene Ontology annotation, biological process: formation of cytoplasmic translation initiation complex; translation reinitiation. Gene Ontology annotation, cellular component: multi-eIF complex; eukaryotic translation initiation factor 3 complex, eIF3e; eukaryotic translation initiation factor 3 complex, eIF3m. NCBI's taxonomy places the organism in Eukaryota, Fungi, Ascomycota, Pichiomycetes, Serinales, Metschnikowiaceae. Gene Ontology annotation, molecular function: translation initiation factor activity; mRNA binding. The record is from RefSeq and is a predicted model, not a curated record.